Molecule: messenger RNA, 495 nt
Organism: Drosophila takahashii
Lineage: Eukaryota; Metazoa; Arthropoda; Insecta; Diptera; Drosophilidae
Source: RefSeq, a predicted model, not a curated record
AUGGUGGAUGUAUUAUCCAAUUCAGAAACUUUUAUGCAAAAUGUUAGACGUAUUUUUGCCGGAAACACAAGCGAUAAAGGCGAAUGGCCCAUGGUCAGCAGUUACUUUUGCCCGCUCCUGAUGCUCGUCCUAUGGAUAAUCACACUAUUUAUUUUAGUUUGUGUAUGCGUGUGCUGCAAGCUCGUGAAAUCGGAAACGUUCACCAGAUACGACUCAAACAGCAUUGAGAUGCAGGAUGUUCAUAUCCUGGAGCCCACAUUCAAACAUUACAAAGGAUGUGCGUGCUUGGAGUGCCUGCAUCGUCAGUUGGCCAAGGAAUUGGAUCUGAAAAGUGCAAACUAAGGAAACUAAGAAUUAUGUUAAAUGGCGUACAAAAUGUACGUUUAUUGUAGGUAAUAACUACAAAUAUUUAAGGAAGAACAUAGCCUUAUAUCGCUUUGGUUUUUUAAUUAAAAUCUACUUAUGAGAUUUGUCUUUCUUUUAAGGAGAUUUAAA